Bombyx mandarina (wild silkworm) is the source of this 2723-nucleotide messenger RNA. It is a transcript of the gene nst, whose product is annotated as phosphoglucomutase 3-like protein nst. NCBI's taxonomy places the organism in Eukaryota, Metazoa, Arthropoda, Insecta, Lepidoptera, Bombycidae. The record is from RefSeq and is a predicted model, not a curated record.
GAAUUUUCCUACUUCAUUGGUCGAAUGUGAUAGUGAUAAAAUCUCGUUUGUUGAUUCAAAGUGAUUGUAACUGAACGAAACGCGACCUUAUAAAGAAAUACCCCUUAUAGAAUGCCGCCGAGUAGCUUACGAGUCGUGUACGCGUUCGCCAGAGAAAUGCAUCCGAAGACAACUGACAUUUUUAUUCAAUACGGCACUGCCGGAUUUCGCACAAAGGCCAAUUUAUUGGAGCAUGUCGUGUAUCGUAUGGGUCUCUUGGCCGUCAUUCGUUCCAGAGUUAAAAAUGGACGCACCAUCGGCAUCAUGAUAACAGCAUCGCACAAUCUCGAGCCCGACAACGGUGUGAAGCUCAUCGAUCCAGAUGGCGAGAUGCUUGAGCAGAGCUGGGAGGCGAUAGCCACUAAACUAGCUAAUGUCAGUGACAAUGACUUGGAAGCGACAACUGCUGAGAUUAUAAAAGAAGUGAAUGCUAAUAUGACACUCAAAACGAGUAUAUUCAUUGGAAUGGACACAAGAUACACAAGUCCCCGUCUAGCACAGGCGGCUGCUAACGGAGUCAUGGCGCUGAAGGGAACGCCCAAGGAGUUCGGAAUUGUUACCACUCCGAUGCUGCAUUUCUUCGUAAAAUGUCGUAACGAUAAUACAUAUGGAACUCCAACCGAGGAAGGAUAUUAUGAGAAAAUCGUUGGUGCUUUCAAGAAUAUACGUCAAAAGCUACCCGUUUACGGUAAUUAUAGUACGACGUUGUACGUUGACGGCGCUAACGGCGUCGGUGGAAAGAAACUUAAUAUCAUCAAGAAGACCCUCGAUGGUGAACUGGAUUUGAAGCUGUUCAAUUUAGGCGGGAACGGAGGAAAGUUGAAUUUGAAUUGCGGUGCUGAUUUCGUGAAAGUAUCACAGAAGCCGCCCGUCGGCGUGGAGCACGUGCCGAUGCAGCGAGUGGCCUCACUGGACGGCGACUCCGACCGCAUCGUCUAUUACUACGUCGACGAUAAAGAUAAAAUGCACUUGUUGGACGGCGAUCGUAUAGCCACAUUAUUGGCCAGCUACAUCACCGAAUUGCUGACGGCCAGCGAAGCGAAACAUUUGAAACUAGGCCUCGUGCAAACGGCCUACGCUAACGGUGCAUCCACUGCUUAUAUAACGCAGAAGCUGAAAGUCCCGGUGACCUGCGUGAAGACAGGAGUGAAGCAUCUCCAUCACGCAGCGCUUUCGUAUGACAUCGGCGUCUACUUCGAAGCGAACGGGCACGGCACAGUCAUAUACAGCGACAACGCUAAGAAGACGAUCAGCAAAAUUGCCGAAGAGGGGGAGUCUGAACAAAGGAAGGCGGCACAGUUGCUUCUGAACUUCAUCGACAUGACCAACGAGACGGUCGGAGACGCCAUAUCGGACCUGUUCCUCGUCGAGACGGUGCUCUGCGCUCGAGGACUGGACGCCGAGCAGUGGCUCUCCACGUACGACGACCUGCCCUGCAGACAAGUAAAAGUAACAGUACAGGAUCGUAAUGUGAUAUCUACGGCGGACGCGGAGCGCGUGUGCACGUCGCCCGAGGGACUGCAGACGCGUAUCGACGAGCUCGUCGCUGCGUACGCGGACGGACGCGCCUUCGUGCGUCCCUCCGGCACCGAGGACGUGGUGCGAGUGUACGCGGAAGCGGACACGCAGCAGUCAGCAGAUAAACUCGCGGCAGAAGUAUCACAGGCCGUUUACGAUUUGGCCGGUGGCGUUGGAAAUCGACCAGAGUUGCCAGCUUAAAAAACAUUGCGGGAAACAGUUCGGAAAGAAGCUAUUUGCGCACGUAGAAAUUUUACAAAUAAAUGAAGAUGACUUUUCGAAUAUCUUUUUCUUGAAGUUUAAAACUUCAGAACGAGAUUAUUUUGAAAAAAUAAUAAUAAUCAAAUCAGUCCUCGUGACUAAAAACAUUAGUCGCUCUAACAAAAGACGCUAAAUUAUGACAAAAAUCUUCGAAUGAAGAACUUAUUUUUGUCACUACUGUCAAUGUCAUAACGAGUGUUCCGUCUCAAUCUAAUCAGUCUAUGUGUGUAACACCCGAUAGCUGAGCUUCAAAUAAAAGCGGUUACCGCGCCUUUACAAUAACGAAAUUAAUGUCUAAUAAUAAUUAAAAUUAAUUUUACGGUUUAAUUUCGUAUUUUAUUUUUGACAGCAUUUUGAAUACUGUACAAUUUUCUUGAUCACAGAUGACUGUGAUGUUAUUCUCGAGCAUUUCAAUAUUGUGUUACCUACCCUCUAAUUUUGCAAAAAUUAAAUCUUGAAUUACAUGUUUUUUUUUUCACACUGAAAUUAAUGUUGUAUCUGAAACUCAAUAUAUUUGACUUACGUUUUUAUGUUCAUUUUAAUAAAAUUUAUUUUAAUAAUUCAAUAUAAUUCAAGAGAAUCCCGGAUGAGCGCAAGCUUUAAGGUACAUAUGGGAAUGGCUACAAAUAAUUAGUAAAUCCGAGACUGAACCGUAAAAAUUAUUUUAAUUGUAUCUACGACUCGUAAAAAACGAAAACAAUAAAUCGUAUUAACAAAUAAUUACAAUAAAUAUUAGAUUAAAAAAUGCACACAGAUUAGUUAAUAUUAGAAUGUCCGUUUGAGUUUCAUUGAGUUAGCUGUGUACAGUGUGAGAGUUUUUUAACGUUAUCGAUAGCGUAAAAGUUAACUUAUAUUUGUAUGGAUUGAGAUCGUUUGCGUACGUUUGCCGCUAGGGGCGCUGUUCC